UGAGGGCGGCGCAGACACUCUGGAACCAGCAUCACGGUCGUUUCGUUCCUUCCCUAAACCCAAAGUAACACAUUGACCAUGCGGGAGAUAGUACACGUGCAAGCUGGCCAAUGUGGAAACCAGAUCGGAUCGAAGUUUUGGGAAGUGGUCAGUGAUGAGCAUGGCAUUGACCCAACGGGCACCUACCAUGGAGAUAGUGACCUCCAGUUGGACCGCAUCAACGUCUACUACAAUGAGGCUACAGGAGGUAAAUAUGUUCCCCGUGCAAUUCUGGUUGACCUGGAGCCUGGCAGCAUGGACUCUGUUCGUUCCGGUCCAUUUGGGCAGAUCUUCAGACCGGAUAACUUUGUGUUUGGGCAGAAUGGUGCAGGGAAUAACUGGGCCAAAGGUCACUACACAGAAGGUGCAGAACUGGUCGACUCGGUCCUGGAUGUGGUGCGGAAGGAGGCAGAGAGCUGCGACUGCCUGCAGGGCUUCCAGCUCACCCACUCUUUGGGCGGGGGUACAGGCUCGGGCAUGGGCACGUUGCUGAUCAGCAAGAUCCGGGAGGAGUACCCGGACAGGAUCAUGAACACCUUCAGCGUGGUGCCUUCGCCCAAGGUCUCGGACACAGUGGUGGAGCCUUACAAUGCCACCCUGUCGGUCCACCAACUGGUGGAGAACACAGACGAGACCUAUUGCAUUGACAACGAGGCCCUCUACGAUAUCUGCUUCCGCACCCUCAAGCUGACCACCCCCACCUACGGCGAUCUCAACCACCUGGUCUCGGCCGCCAUGAGCGGGGUGACCACCUGCCUCCGCUUCCCUGGGCAGCUCAACGCGGAUCUGCGCAAGCUGGCGGUCAACAUGGUCCCCUUCCCACGGCUCCACUUCUUCAUGCCCGGGUUCGCCCCCCUCACCAGCCGAGGGAGCCAACAAUACAGCUCGCUGACCGUCCCCGAGCUGACCCAGCAGAUGUUCGACGCCAAGAACAUGAUGGCGGCCUGCGAUCCGCGUCACGGGCGCUAUCUCACCGUGGCGGCCAUCUUCCGGGGGAGGAUGUCCAUGAAGGAGGUGGACGAGCAGAUGCUCAACGUCCAGAACAAGAACUCCAGCUACUUCGUGGAGUGGAUCCCCAACAACGUCAAGACGGCCGUCUGUGAUAUCCCGCCCCGCGGCCUCAAGAUGUCCGCCACCUUCAUCGGCAACAGCACCGCCAUCCAGGAGCUCUUCAAACGCAUCUCAGAGCAGUUCACUGCCAUGUUCCGACGCAAGGCCUUCCUGCACUGGUACACGGGCGAGGGGAUGGAUGAGAUGGAGUUCACCGAGGCCGAGAGCAACAUGAACGACCUGGUCUCCGAGUAUCAGCAGUACCAAGAUGCCACGGCAGAGGAAGAGGGAGAGUUCGAAGAGGAGAUCGAGCACGAUGAGGCUUAAACAUAAAAAUCCAUGGUCAACCCUUGACCCUGUACAUAAAAGCAUCCUUUUUUUAAAUUGUGUAAUUGAGCAAAUUUCAGUGGGCUGUUGCAGCCUCUUGCAGGGCUCGAGUUUAAAAUCACGGCGGCCUGUGACAAAACACUGGCCAAUUUGAUGAGUAAUGUCCAUAAUACGUGAAACUCCCCAUCAAUGCCAAAGCCCAAGCCGCUAUCCCAGGUCAGAGCAAAUUAUUAUCCCAAGCCCCACAUACGCACAUACAAAUCGAAAUUGGCUGUGUAGUUGUUGAAGCUUUAAGGGCCUGCCCCAUUGGUGAUUAUUUUCGGCGACUGCCGACAUCAUAU
Messenger RNA from Amblyraja radiata (thorny skate), 1757 nucleotides. RefSeq names its product tubulin beta-4B chain-like. Gene Ontology annotation, biological process: microtubule-based process. NCBI's taxonomy places the organism in Eukaryota, Metazoa, Chordata, Chondrichthyes, Rajiformes, Rajidae. The coding region runs from base 79 to 1416 and encodes 445 amino acids. Gene Ontology annotation, cellular component: microtubule. The transcript has 4 exons. Gene Ontology annotation, molecular function: structural constituent of cytoskeleton; GTPase activity; GTP binding. The record is from RefSeq and is a predicted model, not a curated record.